Molecule: messenger RNA, 1281 nt
Organism: Pyricularia grisea
Lineage: Eukaryota; Fungi; Ascomycota; Sordariomycetes; Magnaporthales; Pyriculariaceae
Exons: 1
Coding region: 1-1281 (426 amino acids)
Source: RefSeq, a predicted model, not a curated record
AUGGUGUUGGGCCGGCUGAAGCUACCUCCGACUAUUGCGCGGAGGUUGUUAUCCUUUCGCCCCUAUAGCACAAGCACAGAUCCGAGCCCAGUAGUUGCUGCCUCCAACUCGUCGCAAGGAGAUCUCAAACGAGGGUCGCCUCUAACCGAAGCCAUCGACGAAGAAUGGAGACAGCUCCUCAAGGAUCUUAGAACAAACCAGGCUCUCACAAAAGACAAUGAGCCGGUACCUCUCCCGUCGGAGCCGCAGUCGCCAUGGUUGCUCCAGCUAACAGGCACAUCCGCCAACCUCCAACCGUCCGACUUUUACCGCCUGGCACCGCAGUCCAACCAUGUGCAUUACUGGACCACGCAGGGCAGCCUGGCGGUUGUGACACAGGCCCGUCACCCAAGUACACAGGAGAGCGUCGACCACUACCGGCUCUACUUUGAGUCAGAGGCCGGCGCCUUGCGCUACCGCGACGAGGCCCUUCGCCUCCACAAACUAUCCCAGGAGCAUAAAACCUUGCUCGCCCAUCCGCCCUUGCCACGAAAACAGGCAAGAAAGAAAGCCAAAGCCAAAAAGAAGAGGGCAUCGAAGCUCGCGCAGGCUGCUAUCGACUCGCUGGACUCGAUGACAGAGCCAGACAACGGUAGCUCAGAGGCCGAUGGAAGCACGCAAGCAUCCAGUGGACAGCAGUCAGCCCCGGCCUUGACAUGGGGAGCUCUCAGGCAGCAAACGGGACCGCCAAAGCCAGCGGCACAGCGAGCUUCACGUCAAAAAGAUCUCGCCGCUGAAACCCGUUCCUUUUCGCUUGCUCCUGCCGACAUCGAGCUCGAUCUGCGGGGCCCCUUCCGGCCUGACCCGGAAGAUAAACCUCCUUGCAUUGAACGCGUGGCUCAGGUCCUGUUCGUCAUCUCGGGCGGCAGCGGCAACGGCUUCUCGAGGUCCGCCUUCGGUCGCCUGAUAGCCGCCGACGGCGAGCGUCGAAACCUGCGCUGGCGGCUGCGCGGUGGCGCCUCAGUCCUGCCGGUCCGCAUAGACAUGUCCCCUACCGCUCGGGCGGCCAGGAAGGAGUCUGGGGUCGACAACUCCGGCGACAUACUGCGCCAGGCGCUCGAGCUGGCGCAAGCUGUCGAGGCCAGCAACGAGACAGACAACGACGUGCCCUAUAUGCGUUACGUUUUAUCGUUUCAGGAUAGCGCCGAGGCCAAACGCUUUGCGAGGGAGUGGCACACGAGGAAACUUGUCUUCAACGAAGGAGAAUUGGUCUAUUUUGUAAAAGCUACAGCUCUCUGGUAG